AUGAAGCACAAAGAUGGUAUUGAGUGCUAUCUCAAGCCACGAGGCGCUAGCUACGACGAGCGCAAGUUCGCCGAGAUACCGCAAGAUGUCGACAAUGACAAUGACCACUGCAUGCACAGCGUGGUCCUCAAGACACGGAACAAUUUCAAUGUCGUGCUGAAAUUUUCGGACACUUUCGACAUGUCUUCUGCGUCGCUGAUGCACAUGCUUGUAGCACUCAAGACGGCAAGUGGCCAGCGGCACCUGUUCAACUGCAGCUUGACCAAGAGGUGGGUCAGCUCAGGUGUUGCUACUGCCUACUCAAAGAAAGGCUUCGGCUUUACAUUCACCGGCUGGGCAACGGAAUCCAGCAUCAUCGUGAAGGCAGGAAUGUUUGCGAACUAUAAUCUCGAUCCUGCUCGAUGCGAUAUGCUCGUUUCUGUACAACGGGGCCACGGAGUAUGGACAGAAUCUACCAAGCGGAAACGUCCAGACGACCCAGAAGGAUGGAACCAGAUCCGUGGCGGCUCGUUUGCUCCACUUUCUGGUGAGAUGGGCGCCGCCUAUGUCUUCCGAUUCACACCUCAAAGUCGAGUGACUUAUGGCAGGACAGUUCAAAACUGCCCUUUGCCCCUUGCGAGACCUGUGUCGUCCAGAAGUAUUGCAUUUGUUGCAGAUUCGGGGUUUCGCGCAGACGUAGACCGUGCCGUGGCGUCCCGAAAGCGUGCCAGAGAAAAGACUAGAACGACAGAUCAGACGAUAUCAUCUCCCGACACUGGGGUACUCGUGUCGUCCGAAGCCGCGUCUGCGCUAAGAGGGGACGCACUUUUGGACGGUACUGCAGAAGGAGCUUCGACGUCUACAUGUUCGCUCUCAAAUGAGGCAGUUGAAAGUCGGGCCUCGACUUCGAUUCAGAUCUGCACUUGUCCGAAAGUGCAUCGGGCGAGCACAAAGCGACCAAAAACUGACAAGCUCGUCCGUCAGUAUGGCGAGAAAGUUCCAGCCAGCAUGCGUGAGACGCCGGAUGAUUUGGCACAGGAUGAGUCCCUGUCACCGGCUGGCAACCAUGUUCCAACCAGUACCACUGCCAGGCAAGAAGACGACGCUGUGGAAACAGCUGCGGAGCAAUGCAUGAGCUGCAAGAGAUUCAAGGCGCCGCCAUCGGGCAAGAAGAUUACCUAUCGGAGGGCGCGAGGCCGAUACAUGUGCGUUCCGCGAAAUGCUCACGACGAGGCUGGACCGGAGGAUACCGUGCUGCGACGCACAGUGUCCGAAACGAAUGCUCCAACACGACCAACUCCAGAGCCCGAUCUUCCACUCGCUGAUGGCAUAGACGAAGACUCCACAUCCUCUGCUACUACCUCUGACACCUCCCCAGAGCAGGAAAUCAGCCAGUCUGAAACAUCCCAGUCAGUCUCAGAAGAGCCCACUGUGGACUCUCCCAAUUUUUGGACUCCAGUGACUGCAAAGAUCUCUGGGACUCAAGAAGAUGAGACCUCGCUCGACCAGCCCAGUAUCAUUGCUCCGGAUUCUAUUACCGCAGCUGGCACGGAGGCGGCAAAUCAGCCAGUCUCAAACAAGCGCCCAGCCGAGCCAUCAAACGACCAACCACCAGCCAAACAACCGCGCAUCGAAGAGAGCAACACGACCCGCAACGAGAAUCAGACUGUCUCAAUCAAGACCGAACCAGAAGUCGACCCAGACAUCCAAUUUGUCGCAUCUCAAGAGCCAUACAAGACUAUGCGAGAGAGGCGCUUGGAAGAGGACAUUGCACGCAAACAGCGGCAGCUAAGGAAGAUCGAGCUGGAAGAAGAAAUGGAGGAAUUGCAGCGUCAGUUGGCAGCCGAGCAGCGUCGCAAGCAGAAUUCUAAGCUUGUGAUCCAGGUGAAGCAAGAGAUCAUCGAGCUUGAUUAG
Messenger RNA from Cercospora beticola, 1893 nucleotides. RefSeq lists its product as uncharacterized. NCBI's taxonomy places the organism in Eukaryota, Fungi, Ascomycota, Dothideomycetes, Mycosphaerellales, Mycosphaerellaceae. The record is from RefSeq and is a predicted model, not a curated record.